AAUGGAUGGAUAUGGAAUUAUGAGUUGGUUAGAUGGCAAUAAGUAUGAAGGAGAAUAUUAAAAUGAUUAAAAACAUGGAUUUAAAACUUUCUAAUGUGGAGUUGGUGGUAAAUACUAUGAACUAUGGCUCAAUGAAAAAUAAGAUGAAGAGGGAUAGUAGACAACUAUCACAGGUUAAUAAAGAAAAGAAAUUUUGGAAGAAGGAAAUAGAGCAAAAUGGCUAUGA
Molecule: messenger RNA, 226 nt
Organism: Paramecium sonneborni
Lineage: Eukaryota; Ciliophora; Oligohymenophorea; Peniculida; Parameciidae
Source: the annotation of a GenBank genome assembly